UAAAUAGCUGCACUGCAAAAAAAUGGCUGUUGUUGGUGGUGGCAACUGCUUUAUAAGUGUCUAUUGGUUCAAAAUGCUUGCAAAAAGUGUCUAAUGGUUCUAACAUGCUUGCAAAAAGUGUCUCUAUUGGUUCUAAAAUGCUUGCAGAAAGUGUCUCUAUUGGUUCUAAAGCUUGCAAAAAUGUCCAUUGGCUGUUGUUGUGGUAACUGCUUUUAAAAGGCUGCACUGCAAAACAAAAAUGGCUGUUGUUGUUGGUGGUAACUGCUUUUAAACGCUGCACUGCAUAAACAAAUGGCUGCUUGUGGUGGUGGUAAUUGCUUUUUAAAUGGCUGCACUGCAAAAUAAAUGGCUGUUGUUGAUGGUGGUAUCUGCUUUUAAACGCUGCAUUGCCAAAAGAAAAGAAGGCUGUUGGUGGUGGCAACUGCUUCAUAAGUGUCUAUUUGUUUUAACAUGCUUGCAAAAAGUGUCUAUUGGUUCUAACAUGCUUGCAAAAAGUGUCUCUAUUGGUUCUAAAAUGCUUACAAAAAGUGUCUCUAUUGGUUCUAAAAUGCUUGCAGGAAUUGUCUUUUGGUUCUAAAAUGCUUGCAGAAAGUGUCUCAAUUGGUUCUAAAGCUUGCAAAAAGUGUCUAUUGGUUCUAAAAUGCUUGCAAACGGUGUCUAUUGACUUGUUGUGGUAACUGCUUUUAAAAGGCUGCACUGCAAAAAGAAAAUGACUGGUGUUGGUGGUGGUAACUGCAUUUAAAUAGCUGCACUGAGAAAACAAAUGACUUGUUAAAAAUACACAAAGUGCUGGUGUAACAGAGGGUCAGGCAACAUUUUUGGAGAACGUGUAUAGGUGACGUUUCGGAUAGUGACCAUUCUUCAGACUCUGUUUUCAGCGACUCGCUUCGUGUUUUUUUUUACUCGAUCCUUAAAUUAUUCGCUGGUAAUCUCCCUUGGUGGACUCAAUGUCUGUGACCCAAGGUGUUUGUUCCGUGAGUGUCACUAAUGCCAAUCAGCAGGUAUGAGGUAAUGUCGCUGGAGAAAUAUCGCUCUAUAUAUCUCGGUGCCCACCAGAAGGCAUCGCCACAGAGCUACAGCGAUGACGGACUGACGGAGCCACAGUAGUUAAUUGUGUCUUCCAGCUAUGGGUUACCCAUUGAUCUAUCGAAUUGAAGAUAUAUAUUACCCUGUAAUAGCGGCUGUCGCUGUUUUCGGUAAUUUGAUUUGUCUCUGAUUUACAUGUACGCGCAUUAGCUGUGAGACAUUUCGUAAACUCCGGCGCUGCCGGCGUUAAACAAACAUUGUUUAUUGUUCAAUCAUUCACUUGUUUAAUUUGUUCAGACAUCCAUUUUCCUACUGUAACUGUCGCAAUGUGAACACCAUGCCCGUUGUUUAUCCUGGCCUGGAUCACUGGCUGUACUGAUUGCGCCGGAUAGAGGCAUGACCAGCGAGCAGGUAUCAGAUAACCACACCCUGAUAUGUUGGUCAGGAGCUGAGAAAAUGGCAACUUGGGUUCCUUCCGUCAAGAGUGUGAAACCAGUUUGUGAAAUUGCAUCUCUUCUCAAUCGGACAAACGUGCUUAACUGAAUAUAUAAUCGAUAUAUUUUCUGCGCUCGUCGCUGCGUGAAGUGUAAUCCCGCUUUAGACCUGUAAAGCUACAGCUCAUGAGAUAAAGCAAAUGAAUGUCACGAGCUGUGAUCUGACUCUAUGAAAGUGUCACCACUUUACUAUGAUGUACACUCAGGUGUUAAUUCAGAUGUAAACGGAUGCUGUCGCGUAAUUUUAUAUCAGUUAAUGUUAUGUAUCUUGAUAUCGGUCCGUUGGCGGGGCCUUUCAUCGCCCGUCGCGGCUUAAAAUCAACCUGCUGCAUCCAGGCGAUCGAGGCUCCCGAUGUUGAAGGUCCCGCGAACGGGUCGAUUCAAUGCAGGUUUGUAUUGCUUGUCGGAGAGGAAUUUCCUCACGUUGCUUGUCGAUGAAGAAAAAUCGAUCGGCCUUCCGUUCCCGAUUUUUUUUUUUUUUUUUAAUCGCUGGACAAUUUAAUAGUUGGAUUAAAGUAAAACGCGACUUCUACCGCCCUCAACACCUUCAACGUGACGGAUCGCAAUAUCAGGACUAAUCAAAAGGCAAGUCGUUUAUUUCACAUAUAAUCUUGCUUCAUGACGUGGCUUUGGUCUAAUGUUACGAUGCGAAAAUGUUAUUUAGGCCCGAUACGUAGCGGCCGUGUCUUGGCUGCCGAUAUAGAAACAUAGAAACAUAGAAAUUAUGUGCAGGAGUAGGCCAUUCGGCCCUUCGAGCCUGCACCGCCAUUGAAUAUGAUCAUGGCUGAUCAUCCAACUCAGUAUCCCGUACAUGCCUUCUCUCCAUAUACCCCCUGAUCCCCUUAGCCACAAGGGCCAUAUCUAACUCCCUCUUAAAUAUAGCCAAUGAACUGGCCUCAACUACCCUCUGUGGCAGAGAGUUCCAGAGAUUCACCACUCUCUGUGUGAAAAAAGUUCUUCUCAUCUCGGUUUUAAAGGAUUUCCCCUUUAUCCUUAAGCUGUGACCCCUUGUCCUGGACUUCCCUAACAUCGGGAACAAUCUUCCUGCAACUAGCCUGUCCAACCCCUUAAGAAUUUUGUAAGUUUCUAUAAGAUCCCCUCUCAAUCUUCUAAAUUCUAGAGAGUAUAAACCAAGUCUAUCCAGUCUUUCUUCAUAAGACAGUCCUGACAUCCCAGGAAUCAGUCUGCUGAACCGUUUCUGCACUCCCUCUAUGGCAAUAAUGGCCUUCCUCAGAUUUGGAGACCAAAACUGUACGCAGUACUCCAGGCGUGGUCUCACCAAGACCCUGUACAACUGCAGUAGAACCUCUCUGCUCCUAUACUCAAAUCCUUUUGCAAUGAAAGCUAACAUACCAUUCGCUUUCUUUACUGCCUGCUGCACCUGCAUGCCUACCUUCAAUGACUGGUGUACCAUGACACCCAGGUCUCGCUGCAUCUCCCCCUUUCCCAAUCGGCCUCCAUUUAGAUAAUAGUCUGCUUUCCUGUUUUUGCCACCAAAAUGGAUAACCUCACAUUUAUCCACAUUAUACUGCAUCUGCCAAACAUUUGCCCACUCACCCAGCCUAUCCAAGUCACCCUGCUGUCUCCUAGCAUCCUCCUCACAGCUAACACUGCCCCCAGCUUAGUGUCAUCCGCAAACUUGGAGGUAUGGGCUUAACAUUUACGGCUAUGGAUAACGUUCCAAUCUAUCACAUUCCAGAAAUACCCACUCGCAAGAUGAUUUAAAUCCUCGUUUUCUUUGGACAAUCAUUUCAUGAGAGCAGCUACAUCGUUUAUAUUUUGUGUUAUUGUCUAUCCAUAAUCAAUAUUUUCGUACUAAAUAUCCACAACAGUUUUAGUCACAUGUAUUGUGUAAUAAAUAAUAAUUUUGAUUAUAUUGCGAUUGGAUGUUUCUAGAUUAAUUUAUGGGAAUUAAACAUUAAAUUCCUUCCAUUUGACCUAUAAGUUAAUGACACUGAGAUUUAUAAAUCAUAUUAUAUUGUGAAUUAUUUUUCGGAAUGGGAUCAGUUUGUUAUUUGGAUUCUUAGGCUAUUUAAAAUUUUUAACCUUUUUUUCUGAAAUGGACAAAUGUUUAGAUCUAGUAAUUGAAGUUAGAUGCAUUUAAUUGAUUAGGUGAAUUUAGCUGAUGAAUAUGAUUUUUUUUGUUGGGUAUUCACUAUUUGUUUUAGCAUUUAACUAUAAUUUCUUCCUUUUUUCUAAAACUGCAAAUAAUAACUUGUUUCUGUUAAUGCUGUUCAGUGUUUUUUUUUUCCCCCUUUACAUUUUAAAACAGAUGUUUACGAAGAAGAAAGGCAAGAUUGUCAAUCCAAAUGUCCAGCGAAAGCGACUGAUUUAGACAGCAUUUGCAGACUACUCCAAAUGUGAUUCCCUUUCUUAAUGGGAAAGUAGUGGUCAGAAAGCAUGCCAUGCGUGGUUUAAAGAGCAAUAACUUGUAGUUUACAAUGUCAAAAUUGAAAAGUUGAGGAAAAACAAGGUGUACAGAGUUGCUUAUUGGUUACAAUCUGAGGAGUAUUACGAUGCUACUGAUUAUGAUAUGCCAAUGUACCAGCUAGCAACUGAUCUUCUUCAUAAAGACUUGGUCUAAUGCUAGAAAUUGUAAUUUAUUUACCUAUCUGUUGCGGACUUACAGCAUAUAAUACAAUAAUAUUAAAGUUCUGAUCUUGAGAAUAUCACUAGUUGAAUUUUCAAGCCAGUCUGGGUGUUUAUCACUAUUUCCGUCACAACGGUCAAUUUUGUAAUUAGUUACAAUUAGGUAACGAACUAAUUAUAUGCUUUAAUUUCAGGUCAUCCAAGUAAGAUGUUUUAUAUUUGUUUUGGAAUGUUUCAAUCUAUAAUAACUGAACAUUUCAUUCAGUUCUCUUAAUUUUAUGAAAGUUAUGGGCUUUUGACUGUCCUUGAUCACAGCUUUGGUGUUAAGUCAAUGGAAAAGCAAAACGGAACAAGAUGCUAAUUUCCGAAUAUGAGAAUGGCCAUAGCUUUUUUUAAUACUGAAGAUAUGCAAGUGAAUUAGGUGUCAAAUUUAAGUUAUUGUUAUGUUUUAUCUGAUGGGACAAAUUACCGGCUUGAUUUAAAAAAUCUGAAAAUUGUGUAACAUUCCUAUACAUUGGUGUUUGAUGAGUCGCGUGGGCACCUUGAUUCAAAGGCUGUAGUCCCCGAACUUUGACUGGGCUAAAGGUCAUUUGGACAACGAAAUUUGAAGUUUGCAAACCUUCCCAUCAGACAAUGUUCCUCGGAUGCUUUUGUGCGGGCCUUAUGUCAGUAAUAUCUCUUCUCUCCUUCACAGUGAACUUGUUGGCGAUUGUGAUUCUCUGUCGAGGUAAAUGCGGUCUCUCCAAAUGCAUCACUCUCUACCUGGUGGCCAUGGCAGCGUCUGAUCUCCUGGUCGGCAUCACCGAUCCGUUUCUGCGUAAGACUAUUCGAAUUUACUUCACAUAUUCGUUGCUGAGCAUGACUACCGAAGUCCUGGUCUUUACAUCCACCGCGAUCUCUGUCUGGCUGACGGUGGCCUUCACCUUCGAUCGGUUUGUGGCUAUUUGUUGUGAAAAGCUGAAAACAAGAUAUUGCACUGAGAGAACAGCGGCUGUGAUUAUCGGGGCAGUGAGUGUGCUGGGCUGUUUAGAGAACAUCCCCUGGUAUUUUACGUUAGUACCUGUCUACGUGUUUGAUAAUGUUCCCUGGGGUUGCUACGUCAAACCCACCUUCUAUACGUCGUCUGCAUGGAUCGCGUAUGGUGUCACACACCGCGUUCUAACCCCUUGUAUCCCGUUCUUUCUGAUUCUUCUGCUCAAUGUGCUGACGGUCAGGCGGAUUGUAGCGGCCAGCAGAGUCCGCAGGGGUCUCCGGGACCGCAGCAACCGAGAGAAUGACAAGGACCCGGAGAUGGAGAACCGCAGGAAAUCAAUUGUUUUACUCUUUAGUAUCACGGGCACUUUCAUAUUGCUGUGGGCAACGCAAGCUUUCUUUUACAUAUUUACAUCUAUUGCGAAGGUGCGAGUUGACGACAACCCCACCGGUAAUUACUACAUCACAAGGGCCACGUCGGGGUUCCUGCAGCUGCUCAGUUCCUGCACUAACACGUGUAUUUACGUGGUGACCCAGAGUAAAUUCAGGGCUGAGCUGAUGAACGCGGUUAAAUUCCCAGUGAGUGUAAUUCGUGCACUUGUACGUCCGUGACCCUCUGAGACCAACGCCGAUAGUUCAACAUACAUUUGCUCCCAUCAGUUUCUUCUCCCAAUAUUCCCACCCAACUGCUCAGAAUCUCCACUACUUACAUAGAACAGCUUGCAAUGGUCAUUUGAACCACCACUCGUAGAAGUUGUAUGUUGCACAUCUCUGCAGAUCUCUCCUGGUCCGAGAACACUGAUGCAAUUAUAAAGAAAGCACAUCAGCGCCUCUACUUUCUGAGAAGUUUACGGAGAGUCGGUAUGUCAAGGAGGACUCCCUCUAACUUCUACAAGUGCACAGUAGAGAGCAUGCUGACCGGUUGCAUCGAGGCUUGGUUCGGCAACUUGAGCGCCCAGGAGCGGAAAAGACUACAAAAAGUUGUAAACACUGCCCAGUCCAUCAUCGGCUCUGACCUCCCUUCCAUCGAGGGGAUCUAUCGCUGUCGCUGCCUCAAAACGGCUGGCAGCAUCAUCAAGGACCCACACCAUCCUGGCCACACACUCAUCUCCCCUCUACCUUCAGGUAGAAGGUACAUGAGCCUGAAGACUUCAACGUCCUGGUUCAGGAAUAGCUCUUCCCCACAGCCAUCAGGCUGUUGAACUCAACUCAAACAAAACUGAACAUUACUAGCCCAUUAUCUGUUUAUUUGCACUUUAUCUGUUUAUUUAUUCAUGUGUGUAUAUAUUUAUAAUCAUAUACGGACACACUGAUCUGUUCUGUAUUCAUGCCUACCAUAUUCUGUUGUGCUGAAGCAAAGCAAGAAUUUCAUUGUCCCGGUUUGGACACAUGACAAUAAACUCUGUAUUAUAUCACUGAAUCUGUCACUUUGGCUCAAUUCGUCUCUGCUAGCUCAUCACCGCGUGUCCCAUUUGCCCCCGAUUUCCUGACAUUCAUGUUAACCUUUCCUAUAAAUGCACCCUUCCGAUCAUGUUUUAAAUAUCGCGACUGUUUCACUACAGCACGUCUGCGGGGUUUGAGACUUAACAUGAGAAGCGGGGGGAAUCCCUGCCGUCAGUGGGAUAACAUGAUCCUAUAAAUUAAUCCAGUGUGGAUAAGAGCUCAUUAGAAGCACAUUAUCUGGACGUUUUUUUGGAAUUUAGUUUUAAAUGGAAAGUCGUGCAAGAAUGUAAAACCGGAAGGUGUUCUGUACCUUCGUGACAUUCUGAUCUGCUGAGUGUCAUUGGCUCGCAGGCAACAACCAGAAGCUCAGGAACGAAUCAAAGUAAAUAGCCGUGUGAACCGUCAUUAGAAAAUCCACCGUCGAAAUUGACAGACAGUGUUUUGGCCUUGUCCACACUUUCUACUUAUCGAGUCCACACACAAUAUUAGAGGUCGUUCAGUCAGAGCUGAACACACUUCUCGGCAUCUGCACAAUGGUGUCCGUCUUACACUUCUUGUACGUGGUGGUGGAAACAUGGCCGUGAUGUGAACGCUCUUUCCUUGAGCCCUUGUCUCCGCCAAGCGAGCGACAGGAGAAGCAUGUUCAGACCCUAGGGUCUGUCAUAGAAACAUAGAAAUUAGGUGCAGGAGUAGGCCAUUCGGCCCUUCGAGCCUGCACCGCCAUUCAAUAUGAUCAUGGCUGAUCAUCCAACUCAGUAUCCCGUACCUGCCUUCUCUCCAUACCCUCUGAUCCCCAUUAGCCACAAGGGCCACAUCUAACUCCCUCUUAAAUAUAGCCAAUGAACUGGCCUCGACUACCCUCUGCGGCAGAGAGUUCCAGAGAUUCACCACUCUCUCUGUGAAAAAGGUUCUUCUCAUCUCGGUUUUAAAGGAUUUCCCCCUUAUCCUUAAGCUGUGACCCCUUGUCCUGGACUUCCCCAACCUCGGGAGCAAUCUUCCUGCAUCUAGCCUGUCCAACCCCUUAAGAAUUUUGUAAGUUUCUAUAAGAUCCCCUCUCAAUCUCCUAAAUUCUAGAGAGUAUAAACCAAGUCUAUCCAGUCUUUCUUCAUAAGACAGUCCUGACAUCCCAGGAAUCAGUCUGAUGAACCUUCUCUGCACUCCCUCUAUGGCAAUAAUGUCCUUCCUCAGAUUUGGAGACCAUAACUGUACGCAAUACUCCAGGUGUGGUCUCACCAAGACCCUGUACAACUGCAGUAGAACCUCCCUGCUCCUAUACUCAAAUCCUUUUGCUGUGAAAGCUAACAUACCAUUCGCUUUCUUCACUGCCUGCUGCACCUGCAUGCCUACUUUCAAUGACUGGUGUGCCAUGACACCCAGGUCUCGCUGCAUCUCCCCUUUUCCUAGUCGGCCACCAUUUAGAUAAUAGUCUGCUUUCCUGUUUUUGCCACCAAAAUGGAUAACCUCACAUUUAUCCACAUUAUACUGCAUCUGCCAAACAUUUGCCCACUAACACAGCCUAUCCAAGUCACCUUGCAGUCUCCUAGCAUCCUCCUCACAGCUAACACUGCACCCCAGCUUAGUGUCAUCCGCAAACUUGGAGAUAUUGCCUUCAAUUCCCUCAUCCAGAUCAUUAAUAUAUAUUGUAAAUAGCUGGGGUCCCAGCACUGAGCCUUGUGGUACCCCACUAGUCACUGCCUGUCAUUGUGAAAAGGACCCGUUUACUCUUACUCUUUGCUUCCUGUUUGCCAGCCAGUUCUCUAUCCACAUCAAUACUGAACCCCCAAUGCCGUGUACGUUAAGUUUGUAUACUAAUCUCUUAUGUGGGACCUUGGCGAAAGCCUUCUGGAAGUCCAGAUACACCACAUCCACUGGUUCUCCCCUAUCCACGCUACUAGUUACAUCCUCGAAACAUUCUAUAAGAUUCGUCAGACAUGAUUUACCUUUCGUAAAUCCAUGCUGACUUUGUCCAAUGAUUUCACCACUUUCCAAAUGUGCUGCUAUCCCAUCUUUAAUAACUGACUCUAGCAGUUUCCCCACUACCGAUGUUAGACUAACUGGUCUGUAAUUCCGUUUUCUCUCUCCCUCCCUUCUUAAAAAGUGGGGUUACGUUUGCUACCCGCCAAUCCUCAGGAACUACUCCAGAAUCUAAAGAGUUUUGAAAGAUUAUUACUAAUGCAUCCACUAUUUCUGGAGCUACUUUGUUAAGUACUCUGGGAUGCAGCCUAUCUGGCCCUGGGGAUUUAUCGGCCUUUAAUCCAUUCAAUUUACCCAACACCACUUCCCGGCUAACCUGGAUUUCACUCAAUUCCUCCAACUCCUUUGACCCGCGGUCCCCUGCUAUUUCCGGCAAAUUAUUUAUGUCUUCCUUGGUGAAGACGGAACCAAAGUAGUUAUUCAAUUGGUCCGCCAUAUCCUUGUUCUCCAUGAUCAACUCACCUGGUUUCUGACUGCAAGGGACCUACAUUUGUCUUAACUAAUCUCUUUCUUUUCACAUAUCUGUCCCACUGCACGAAGUAAUUCAAGAGUUCUCCCUAGUUUUCCCCCCCGAUUCGAACUCGGGAAUGUCUGUAGCGGGUCCGUAGGAGAUCGUGGGUGUCUCGUAGCGGCUCGUAAUGCUAACGGUAGUACUCGGGAAAUCCGAUAAAGUCGUGACGUUUUUUCAACAUGUUGAAAAAUGUCCACGAAUAAAUAAAUACUCGUACGACCCGUGUAUCCGCAUCACAAAUGCUGUCUGACCCAUUGAGUACUGAACUGCCCCACGCUGCAGGAUGCAAAGGAUUUGGAGAGGGCGUUCAAAUGUUAGCAUGUUGGUGAAAAUGCAAAGGCUGGAAGAAGGCAGAGUUCAAUUGAGAUGUGUGGUGCAUGUUUCUAUGUGUAUAGUGUGAUCGAUGCCUGAAAUGUUCUUCUCGUGUCGGUGGUGGAGGCUGUGAGAAUCAAUGGAGUUAAUGUGGCAUUUCUAUGGGCAUAUGGAUGUGCCAUAGAGACCUGAGAGAUCUCCAUCAAUUUGAGUAAGCUGAUUACAUUAAUUUUUUCUUGACAUCAUGUUCGACACAGACUUUGCCUUCCCCCGUGUUGCAUAGUAACAUAGAAAGAAGGUGCAGGAAGAGGCCAUUCGGCUCUUCGAGCCAGCGCCACCAGUCAUUGUGUUCAUGGCUGAUCGUCCCCAAUCUAGCCAAUAGUUUUAUAAGUCGACCAGACUAAGUGGGACCCAUU
Leucoraja erinaceus (little skate) is the source of this 9737-nucleotide messenger RNA. Its product is annotated as probable G-protein coupled receptor 139. Lineage: Eukaryota; Metazoa; Chordata; Chondrichthyes; Rajiformes; Rajidae. Gene Ontology annotation, molecular function: G protein-coupled receptor activity. Gene Ontology annotation, biological process: G protein-coupled receptor signaling pathway. The transcript is spliced from 2 exons. Bases 4743 to 5693 code for a protein of 316 amino acids. The record is from RefSeq and is a predicted model, not a curated record. Gene Ontology annotation, cellular component: membrane.